Messenger RNA from Paramecium sonneborni, 1714 nucleotides. Lineage: Eukaryota; Ciliophora; Oligohymenophorea; Peniculida; Parameciidae. The record is from the annotation of a GenBank genome assembly.
AUUAAAUAUACGUGUAAAAUUUUAAUGAGCUCUCCUUCGACUCUCCUUGACUAUCAACCAAGUAAAUAACCAAGCCCUAACAUAAUAAAAUUGUUAACACAACAUUAAGACUUGUUUCUCAUUUAGAAUUAACAACCCUCUACUUUUGGUGCCUAAUAUCCUUUAAAAUUGGAUGCUAAGGAAAUUCUUAUAGAAGUUUAACCAGAUCAAAAAUUUACACAUCCUAAAUACUUCUAAAAAGAUAAUAAAGUGUAAAAAAUUUCUAAAUAACCUGCUUCUACAAUUUUUGUGGAAAGUGGACUUUGUGAUCCUAAUAAAAAAGCAUGGUUUUACUUAGAUGAAAAUUCAAAAUCAUAAGGACCUCACACUUCUGCAGAAAUUGAUUAAUUGAUAACUAAAGGCACCAUAAAUAUGCAAACUAAAGUUGCUUUAGAAACCUUAGAUAAAUUGGUUAGAGUUGAAAAGAUUGUUUAAGCUAUUAAUAAAAAAAAAGAAGCUGAUUCAAAAUUAAAAGAAGCAUCUAAAUUAAAAUAAGAAGAAGAAAAUUUAUAAAAAUAACUUGAUUCUCCAACUAAAAUUGAAAAAUAAGAAAUAUAAGAAGAACCUAAAGUCCAAUAAUCUAAAUAAAAAGAAGAAUAAGGGAUUGAUUUUGAAAUAGAUUAUUCAAAAAUUAAAUAGAAUAUCGAUAUGGGUUAAUGGGCAAAACCUUUAGUAGCACAACCUAUUCAGGUUAAAGUUACUAAGGCUUAUGUAAAUAAUCCAUAAUAAUCAAAAUAAUAAUCUAAAUAAACAAAUAUGGCAAUAGAAAGAAAAAGAACUGAUAAUAAAAGUAUGCAUGUUGAAGGAAAUAAAGGAAAUUUAUAUUAAAAAAAAGGAUAUGAAAAGUAAAUCAAAAAUUUAUACAUUUAGAUAAUAAGAAGUAAUCUUAGAGGUCAAACCAAAAGAAGAAUCAGAUUAAACAUUCAAUCAAGAAGUUUAAGAUUAUUUACAAAAAUUAGAAGCUAGAAAACCAGCAAAAGUCAAGGAAGAGAUUUAAUAAUAAUCUGAAAAAUUGCCACAACAAUAAAUUUAAGUUCAAAAAUAAUAAAAAUUGAAAACUGAACCACCAAAAUAAGAUUAAAAAUUACAAUCUAAAUAACAAUAAGAUACUUUUGAUAGUGAUAAAGACGAAUGGGAAACUGUUGGAUCAAAAAAAAAUCCAAAAAAAAAAACAGAAUAAUAAUAAUAAAAAUCAACAAUGAAAGCUGACUAAACAACAAUAACUUAGAAAAAAUAAGAGUAAGAAUAAUAAUAAUAACAACAAUAUUAGCAAUAAUAAUAAUAAUAACAACAAUAAUAGCAAUAAUAAUAAUAAUAAUCAAAAGGAGAAGAUGAUGACGAGGAUGAAGAAGGAUGGUAAACUGUUGGAGCAUCAAAUAAAGAUAAAAAAAAACCAGUUAAUAAAAAAAUUUAAUAAAAAAAUUCCAAUAUUCCUGGAUUUGCAGUUGAAAUAAAAACUGAUUCAAUAACUGUUUCAUCAGGUUCGGCUAAGAAACCACCUGCUUAAAAACAAAAAAAACCUGAACCUGUUUAAUAGUAACAACCUUAAUAAUUACAAUAAUAAAUUUAACCACCAAAUCCUCAAACUAAUGAUGAUGAUGAUGAAGGUUGGAUCGAAGUAGAAGUUGGUCAAGCUCCAAAAAAGGUUGCCUAACCCAAAAAAGGAAAAUGACAC